CGGAACUGAAAGCACACAUGAAGUACAAUUUAUUCAUUUUUGGGAAAACCAUAACGCAUAUUUAUUUGAUCCAUCUAGUGGUGAUGAAGCGACUGACAUUUUAAACGGAAAUAUAUAAUGUCAUUAUACCAAUCUUUUUUUAAUGCUGACCAUGCCAUUCUCAGUAAAUACGGCUUGACUGUGUUUGCCAACACCUCCAUUGCAUUUCUGAAGAAUCGCAUCGUGUAGUAUCAAGCUUGUUUUAAUGCAAGGGACAUUUUAAAGCUGAGGCCAGUUUGUGCAGAGGACCAGUGACACAGCAUAUUCAGAGUGGACGCAGCAGCAUCCACACGGGGAGCAGGACAAAAUGGCCGAUAAAAGUGACUUAAAGGCCGAACUUGAGCGCAAAAAGCAGCGCCUCGCUCAGAUCAGAGAAGAAAAAAAGAGAAAGGAGGAAGAUAAAAAGAAAAAAGAGUCAGAGACACAACAGAAAGCGGAAGCUGCCCCUGAAGAUUCAGAUUUGGACCGUAAACGCAGAGAGACCGAAGCCCUCCUUCAGAGUAUUGGAAUCUCACCCGAACCUUCAUUAGUCCCGACAUCUAUGUCCCCAUCAAAGUCUAUGAGCACGCCCAGUGAAACAGGCAGUCAAGACUCUGUGGAUGCGGCUGCAGCUGGAAGGACCCUGCAGUGGGACACUGACCCUUCCGUUCUCCAGCUGCAGGCUGACUCUGAACUCGGGACUCGAACGCACAGGUUGGGACCAUCUAAAAUAAUACAGGUGGACUUCCUUCCCAAAGAAGUGGUGUCUUACUGCAAAGAGACUCAGACUCCUCUUGCAGCCCAUCAAUCUGAAGAAGAUGAAGAAGAGGAUGAGGAGGUCACAGAACCAAAAGUUGGAACGGAAACUGAACAACAGGAAGAGGAAGAAAGAAAGGACACCAAAGACGGUCACCCUCGGGAACUGACGGAGGAAGAGAGGCAGCAGGCUCUGCACUCAGAGGAGUUCCUCAUCUUUUUCGACAGCAGCAUUCGCGUGAUGGAGAGAGCUUUGGCUGAGGACUCCAACAUCUUUUUCGACUACAGCGGACGUGACCUGGAUGACAAAGAAGGCGAUCUGCAGGGUGGGUCCAGUCUCUCUCUUUGUCGUCUGUUCUAUGAUGAGCGCUGGUCAAAGCGGCGGGUCAUCACCUGUCUGGACUGGUCCCCUCAGUACCCUGAGCUCUUGGUGGCUUCCUACAACAACAAUGAAGAUGCACCUCAUGAGCCAGAUGGUGUGGCUUUGGUGUGGAAUAUGAAAUUCAAGAAGGCAACACCAGAGUACAUCUACCACUGCCAGUCUCCAGUGGUGUCGGUGGGUUUUGCACGGUUCCAUCCGAACCUGUUGGUUGGUGGCACGUACUCAGGGCAGAUUGUUCUGUGGGACAACCGAAGCCACAGAAGAACACCCGUUCAGCGGACCCCGCUGUCUGCUGCGGCGCAUACACACCCCGUGUACUGUGUAAAUGUGGUCGGCACCCAGAACGCCAACAAUCUGAUCACUGUGUCCACAGACGGCAGGAUGUGCUCGUGGAGUUUGGAUAUGCUGUCACAGCCUCAGGAGAGCAUGGAGCUGGUAUAUAAUAAGUCAAAGCCGGUGGCUGUGACUGGGAUGGCAUUCCCCACUGGAGACGUCAAUAAUUAUAUAGUUGGCAGUGAGGAGGGAACCGUGUAUACAGCAUCAAGACAUGGCAGUAAAGCCGGUAUCUGUGAGAUGUUUGAGGGCCAUCAGGGGCCAGUGACAGGCAUCAGUUGUCACAGCGCCGUGGGCCCCGUCGAUUUCUCUCACCUGUUUGUCACCUCGUCUUUUGACUGGACUGUGAAAUUGUGGAGCACAAAGCAAAACAAGCCACUCUACUCUUUUGAGGACAAUUCCGACUACGUCUACGACGUGAUGUGGUCGCCCGUGCACCCCUCGCUCUUCGCCGCCGUGGACGGUAUGGGUCGUCUGGAUCUGUGGAACUUGAACAAGGACACUGAGGUGCCCACUGCUAGUGUGACUAUAGAGGGCGCUCCUGCGCUCAAUCGCGUCAGAUGGGCGUCUGGGGGAAAGGAAGUCGCUGUGGGAGAUUCAGAGGGGCGUGUCUGGAUUUACGACGUUGGAGAGAUGGCCGUGCCCCAUAGUGAGGACUGGUCCCAUUUCGCUCGUACGCUGGUGGAAAUCCGUGCCAACCAUGGAGAUGGUGAGGAGGAGGGGACCGGCGAGCUGUCGACGUAAAGUGCAUUUCUAAACACAGGACGAGCGUAAUUGUGAAUCCAGACCUAUGUAACACAACCAAAUAGCCUGCAUGUCCACUACUACUGUUCUGCUUGCUCCCAUUCAUGUUCAGUUGCUCACUGAAUUGUAACUUUGGCGUUCGGUUGGGUUAGGUUAUCGUGAGCUUCAUGUAUAGUUUUGUAUUGCAAGAUUUCAUGUAUUUUAUGAUCCGUCUCAUUACUGUGAAAAUGUGAAUUUAAAGAUGAAAUGCUGCUAGGAAGACAUCUUUGAUGUUGGUUUAUGGUGAGUUUUUAAAUACUUGGACUUUGUGUGUGCGUUUCUACUAAACCCUCUGCAUGAAAUGCAAAUAAUGUCAUACAUACAGUACAUAGCCAGUGGAUGCGUAUAUACUAUAUAUUCCUAUAUAUAUAUAUAUAUAUAUAUAUAUAUAUAUAUAAUUAUGUCAGUAUACUAACAGUGGCUUUCUUGUCAGUGUUAUUGUGAUGCAACAGAGUAUUAAACUCUCAUGCACUGAAAAAAAGCAACGCUCAUCUAAAGACAAGAUGUUAUAUUGUGUUAUUGAAAGUGAGAAAUAUGUGGGUAAAUUAUUGACCAAAAACAUGCUCCCGGAAGUUUUGGUUUUGAUGUUUUAAUAAACCUUGCCGUCAAUGUAUCUAUUUCUGCCGUACAGUUACACAAAAUCUGUAUUGUAUUGUUGUAUUAAACUGAUCGUACAAAUGA
This is a messenger RNA of Triplophysa dalaica, 2953 nucleotides long. RefSeq names its product cytoplasmic dynein 1 intermediate chain 1 (gene dync1i1a). Gene Ontology annotation, molecular function: dynein light chain binding; dynein heavy chain binding. Gene Ontology annotation, biological process: transport along microtubule. Gene Ontology annotation, cellular component: cytoplasmic dynein complex. Bases 347 to 2233 code for a protein of 628 amino acids. The transcript has 19 exons. The record is from RefSeq and is a predicted model, not a curated record. NCBI's taxonomy places the organism in Eukaryota, Metazoa, Chordata, Actinopteri, Cypriniformes, Nemacheilidae.